This is a messenger RNA of Sorex fumeus (smoky shrew), 3192 nucleotides long. RefSeq names its product elastin (gene ELN). The record is from RefSeq and is a predicted model, not a curated record. Gene Ontology annotation, molecular function: extracellular matrix structural constituent. Lineage: Eukaryota; Metazoa; Chordata; Mammalia; Eulipotyphla; Soricidae. Bases 37 to 2319 code for a protein of 760 amino acids. The transcript is spliced from 36 exons.
AUCAGCCCGGCCCAGGAGGCUGGGGAGCCUUUCGUAAUGGCCCCCCUUCCCGGCCCCCCUCCCCCGCCCCUCCCCCCGCCCUCCUCCCGCCCUCUCUCCCUCCCUCCUUCCCUCCAGCCGUGGAGGCUGCAAUUACGCUUUGGGGAUAAAACGAGGCGCAGAGAGCAGGCUGGGGCAUUUCUCCCCGAGAUGGCGGGCCUGGCACUGGCGGCUCUGCGGCCUGGACUCCUGCUGCUCCUCUUCGUCGUGUGCCCCUCGCAGCCCGGAGGGGUUCCCGGCGCGAUUCCUGGCGGAGUUCCCGGAGGCUUUUACCCAGGAACCGGCAUUGGUGGUCUGGGAGGCCUAGGAGCCGGAGGAGCACUAGGGCCUGGAGGCAAACCACCCAAGCCAGGGGCUGGCCUCGGCGCGUUUGGGCCAGGUGCUGGAGCACUUGCAGGCGCCGGGCCUGGAGCAGGUCUGGGCGCUGUUCCAGGUGCCUUUCCCGGAGGGGCGGUGCCCGGCGGAGCGGCUGGUGCGCAAGCUGCCUAUAAAGCCGCCAAGGCUGGUGCUGGGCUUGGAGUCGGCGGUGUUGGCGGUGUUGGUGGUGUUGGCGGCCUUGGCGGCCUUGGCGGCCUCGGUGGCCUCGGAGUGUCCACAGGUGCUGUGGUGCCCCAGGUGGGAGCCGGUGUGGGGGUCGGAGCGAAGCCCGGGAAAGUGCCUGGCGUGGGGCUGCCAGGCGUCUACCCAGGAGGAGUGAUCCCGGGGACAGGGCGGUUCCCAGGUGUGGGGGUGCUCCCUGGAGUUCCCACCGGCACAGGAGUCAAGCCCAAGGGCCCAGGAGCAGGCGGGGCCUUCGGUGGAAUCCCAGGAGUCGGCCCCUUUGGGGGUCAGCAGCCUGGAGUCCCUCUGGGGUACCCCAUUAAGGCCCCCAAACUGCCAGGAGGCUACGGUCUGCCUUACAGCACCGGCAAACUGCCCUACGGCUACGGGCCUGGAGGAGCAGUUGGUGCUGCCGGGGGCAAGGCCGGGUACCCGACAGGCACAGGGGUUGGCCCGCAGGCAGCAUUGGCAGCUAAAGCAGCCAAGUAUGGUGCUGGCGGAGCUGGAGUCCUUCCUGGCGGGGCCAUCCCUGGCAUCGGGGGGAUCGCAGGGGCCGGGGGACCCGCGGCUGCGGCUAAGGCGGCGGCUAAGGCGGCCAAGUAUGGAGCUGCUGGAGGCUUGGCGCCCGGCGUGCCAGGGUUCGGCCGCGGCGUGGGUGUCCCGGGCGUUGGGGUCCCUGGCAUUGGAGGUGUUCCAGGUGCUGGAGUUCCAGGAGUUGGAGGAGUUCCAGGAGCUGUGUCACCAGCUGCUGCGGCUAAAGCAGCCUCCAAGGCCGCCAAAUACGGGGCCAGGGCUGGAGUGGGUGCUGGAGGUCUGCCCUUCGGGGGCGUCGGUGCUGGGGGCUUUCCCGGUUUUGGAGCCGGAGCUGGAGCCGCUGCCGCCGCCAAGGCAGCCAAGUAUGGUGCCAGGGGCGUGGGAGGAGCCCUGGGAGGACUGGUGCCGGGCGCAGGCGCAGUGCCCGGCACGCCCGGGGUUGGAGGUGUACCAGGAGCUGCAGCCCCAGGGGCAGCUGCUGCCAAAGCCGCCAAGUACGGUGUGGCACCCGGCGUGGGCGUGGCUCCCGGCGUGGGCGUGGCUCCCGGCGUGGGCGUGGCUCCCGGAGUGGGCGUGGCUCCCGGAGUGGGCGUGGCUCCCGGUUUGCGUCCCGGGGGCGUUGCAGGAGUGGGCGCACCGGCCGGAGGCAAGUCUGCUGCCCAGCUGGCCGCUAAGGCCCAGUUGCGGGCUGCGGCUGGAGUCCCCGCUGGCGUGCCUGGAUUCGGAGCAGGUGCUGGGGUCCCAGGAUUCGGAGUGGGUGCAGGAGUGGGUGCACCAGCCGGAGGCAAGUCUGCGGCCCAGCUGGCCGCUAAGGCCCAGUUGCGAGCAGCAGCAGGGGGUGUCCUCAGAGGCCCCGGGGGUCUUGCGGGCGUGGGUGUUCCUGGUGGGGUAGCAGGAGCUGGACCUGCAGCCGCCGCCAAAGCUGCCAAGGCCGCCCAGUACGGCGUGGGGGGCGUGGCAGGACUCGGAGCCGGAGCCGGAGGGCUGGGAGUGGGCGGCGUCCCAGGAGCCGGAGCCUUUGGAGGUGUGUCUCCAGCUGCGUCUGCUAAAGCAGCGAAAUACGGAAUGGCCGCGCGGCCUGGCUUUGGCCUGUCCCCCAUUUUCCCAGGUGGUGCAGCCGGGGGCCUGGGAGCUGGUGUGAAGCCGCCCAAGUCCUACGGAGGGGCGCUGGGGGCCCUGGGCUUCCAAGGCGGGAAGAGAAAAUGAGCUCCCCAGGCCCCCCGACUCGCGACCUCAUCAACGUUGGUGCUACUGCUUGGUGGAGAAUGUAAACCCUUCCUGGCCCCCACCCCGUCCCCCACCCCCCUCCCAAGUCCCCACUCCGGGAGGGGACAGGCAGGCAGGCCAGCAGUGGCCUGGGAAACCCAGAGGACGAGGAAACGAGAGAGCAGCCCAGGAGGGCCCCUGCUUCAGGGCCGGGGGCAGGCGAGCCCCCUCCCUUCCCGCCCAGGAACUCCCCCCCACGUCUCCAUCUCCAGAAGGACUCGGUGCUAAUGCUGGUGCUCUCACCUUCGGGGGGAGGGAGGAGGGAAGGGCAGCCUCUCGGGGCCCCUCCCGGGGCACCUCUGAAGCGGGCACCUCCCGACCCCCCCCCGGCCGCCCCUGGCGUGGGCCCCCUGGUACCCAGACCCGCAGAGCCCCAACCUGGGUUCUGCCCAACAUCUCCGGCCCUAGGGCCCCCUCUCCCCACCAAUGGCUCAUUCCCUGGUGCACCUUGGGGUGAGGAAACCCCCAUUGGGAAGAGCCCUCUUGCCCUCGUGGGCGUCACCUGCCCAUCUGCCCUUCCGUCCGUCCGUCCGUCUGGUCCCAGUGGACCUCCAGGUGCCGCUAGCAGGCCGAGCGCCCCCACCAUCAGCCUGGAUCACUCUGCCUCCCCACCCCCCUCCCCGCCACACACAUCCCCUGCUCGGGCCCCCAGAGAGAGCCCCAAGUGAGGGGUGUGCCGGCCUGGGGGGGUGGGAUGUCCCCCCCCACGCAGUACUGUAACCCCCUGAGCCACUGUUCAGCCCAGUACCUGCCCGCCCGUCUCUUUGUGUCUCGCUGUGAUAGAUCAAUAAAUAUUUUAUUUUUUGUCCUGGA